Molecule: messenger RNA, 2118 nt
Organism: Liolophura sinensis
Lineage: Eukaryota; Metazoa; Mollusca; Polyplacophora; Chitonida; Chitonidae
Product: peroxisomal sarcosine oxidase-like
Exons: 9
Coding region: 446-1606 (386 amino acids)
Cellular component (GO): peroxisome
Molecular function (GO): flavin adenine dinucleotide binding; sarcosine oxidase activity; L-pipecolate oxidase activity
Source: RefSeq, a predicted model, not a curated record
CGGACGGCUGGUGCGGUGGGUACUCCGUAUACACAUAGGCCUACAUGCAUAAUCAAAAACCGUAUCUGUGUCACGAGUAGAAGACAGACAACCACUGUAUAAGGCCUAAUGUUUUACCGAUGAGCUAUUUUAUGAUCUGUCCGAUCUUACCCGGAUGUCCGAAGUUACCCGAAUAUCCGAAUUUUCGAAUGUCCGAAGUUACCCUAGUUGUGUGAGCUUGGCCUGCGGGUUUGACGUGACAGACAGCUUGUUCAAACGCGGAGUUUAUGUGUGUCGAGUACCUUGUACUAAAACGGUGGCAUGUGACAGAGAAGUGAUUAAGGCAUAUCUUGUACAGGUAUAAUAAUGUAUUCACAGCAGCUGAGGCAGGUGUAUUGACGGGUGUCUCGUCCAGCCUACAGAUAUAGACCGUCUUCAUUAUAAGAGACGUUAGUUGUGUGCCACGAUGGCAGCUACGGACACAUACGAUGCCAUUGUCAUCGGCGCGGGGGUUGAGGGGUCGUCUACAGCUUACCACCUCGCCAAAGCCGGUCGAUCUACUUUAAUGCUGGAACAGUUUCCGCUGCCUCACACUCGCGGAAGUUCUCAUGGCCACAGCCGAAUCACACGUAAAGCUUACCCACAAGAUUUCUACGUCCGCAUGAUGAGAGAGGCCUACGACAUCUGGGCAAAUCUGGAGGAGGAAACUGGAACUACCGUCUACAAGAAGACAGGCCUUAUCAUGAUUGGAGAAGAUGGCAGUCCGUAUUUAUCACGUUUGGAGCAAGCCAUUCGGAGUUCCGGGGAACAUUGUCAGAGACUAUCCCCGGAAGAGUUCCGGAUGGCUUACCCAAUGUUGAGGUACCCAACCGAAUAUGGGGCGGUGUACGACGGUGUGGCGGGUAUUCUUUACGCUGACAAGUCUCUAACAGCUUUACAGGAAAUGUUUGUGAAAAAUGGCGGAGAGAUCCGAUCUGGAGAAAAGAUGACAGGGUUGUUCCCGGGAGAGAUUGUUACCGUGAGGACUACAAAACGAUCGUACAAGACUCGCAGCGUGGUCAUCUGUGCGGGUCCCUGGGCACCUGAGCUUCUCAAGCCCUUGGGGUUACAUCUACCACUUAAGCCGGUCAGGAUAACUGUGGGUUACUGGAGGGAGAGAAAACCCGGCGUCCUCAGCGCAGAUAACGGGUUUCCCUGCACGAUAGAGUUGAACGCAAUUCACGGCGCAGAUGUGUACAGCCUACCUGCGAUGGAAUAUCCGGGGCAUGUGAAGAUCGUCUUACACACGGGACCAGCUAUAAACCCCGACUUCCGUGAUGGGGUGGAUGAUUCCUGGGUGCUGAACUCCAUGGUGAAAUACGUGAAGGAACACUUCCCUGGUGUGGAGGGGGAGAGACCUGGUAUCAGGGAGACUUGUAUAUACACGGUGACCCCUGAUGAAAACUUCAUCCUGGACACACAUCCACACUGGAAGAACAUAGUGAUAGGGGCGGGGUUUUCAGGUCACGGUUUCAAACUGGCCCCGGUGGUAGGGAAGGUGCUAUCAGAGCUCGCACAGGGAAAGUCACCUUCGUACGACCUGACACCUUUCCGGAUACAACGCUUCUUCACCAAGUCCUCAUUGUAGUAACUGAGUUGAUUGGUUAUAUCCCAUAAGUCUGUCAAGUGAGCAAUUCAUCAUGAGGAAAAGUCCUGGAACAUGAUGUAUACACAGAUCAAAUACACGAACAAACUCCGUGUAUAUGAAAUACUCGUUUCCCCAUCUUUCUGCCACUUUUUUUCAAAAAUAAUUUAAACUCUCUGACUUAUCUUGAAUUUCGUCUCAAAAACUGACAAAUUUAGAUGGUUACCAUUUACAUUUUCUACUAAGGCUCCAAGAGCCCUGAACAAAGGAUUCUUUAAACAUUUGAAAAUAAAUGAUUUGUCGGUUACAUUUCAACAUUUCUUUUCUUGAAUUUGUUGCAGCGAAAGUGUAAUCAGUAUUUAGGACUUCGUUUUUCAGUGGUACUAUUUUUAAGGUUUUGUUUGCUUUGGUUAUUUAUUUUUGGAAAAAUGUACUCAAUAAUAUUUCAUCUGUACACGACGGCGGUAAUGUUUGUAAGUGGAAGAAACGGGAGUGCAGGGAAGGAGGAAAAGGCA